Molecule: messenger RNA, 936 nt
Organism: Komagataella phaffii GS115
Lineage: Eukaryota; Fungi; Ascomycota; Pichiomycetes; Pichiales; Pichiaceae
Product: RNA polymerase I subunit A43
Exons: 1
Coding region: 1-936 (311 amino acids)
Biological process (GO): DNA-templated transcription initiation; DNA-templated transcription
Cellular component (GO): RNA polymerase I complex
Source: RefSeq, a predicted model, not a curated record
AUGAGUAAACGUCCAAUAACUGACGAAAAAGAAGAUUCAAACAAAAGAAGACUUACAGGAAUCAUUCCACAUAGUAGUAAUCCGGUUAAGAAUGGUGUGUCACAAUGCUUCUACAGGUUUUCCACAGAUUUAUAUGUAUCUCUAGCUCCAUGCUAUUUUCAAGAUCCGGUUAAGGGCAUAAGAAAACAACAUCUGGACUCUUUAAUAAUGUCAUAUUUUUCUGAAGCUAAAGGUAUAGUGUUAAGUUACAAUAAUAUCCAGUUGAGUCCUGAAAAUUUGCAGGAUUCUUAUGCUGUGGCUAAAAUUUCAGGUGAGUCCCCAUUUGCAUUUUUGUGGUGUUCUGUUGAUUUCCUGAUAUGGAGACCUCAGGUAGGUGAUGUGGUAGAAGGAUGGGCGUAUUUGCAAACCCAAUCACAUAUAGGUCUAUUGGUUCAUGACACUUUCAACGCAACAUUAAGGAAUUCCAACAUUCCGUCCAAUUGGAGAUUUAUACCCCACGAAGCAGACGAAGUAGAUGAAGAUUACGAAGAAGAUGGGGUCGGUGAGAAUGGUGCCGAGAAGUUUAGAUCUCUGGGAUACUGGGUCGACCAAGAUAAUAACCCAGUGGAUGGAAAAAUAAAGUUCACUAUUAAAUCCAUUCACACUGCCGGCAGGGUAGUGUCCCUAGAAGGAACUCUUCUUAAACCAGAAACGGAAAAGGACUCUUUACCAGUCACAAAAAGUUUCCAUAAAAAAUUCGACGAAAGGGAGACUGUAGAGUUUAAAGAACCUUCAUCUCAAUCUCCGACCACAACCACCGUGGAGAUCAAUUUGGAUGGGUAUCAUGAGAAUGAAAAUGAGGAAGACGAGCAGGUAAAGGACGAAGAUGAGGCUGACGGCACGAAUGGAGAUGAUGAAGUACCCAAAUACGAAACUGAAUCAUCGGACUCGGAAUGA